AUGUCGUGCUUAAAUAGCAUAUGGCCUACUGUAUCCAAUUUAUGCGGAUCAUUAUCCUUUUUCACCUCUGUUAUUUCAUUGUUCCCGCAAAUCAUUGAAACUUAUCGAGAUAAAUCUGUCGAUGGGUUAUCGCCAUAUUUUUUGUUAGCUUGGUUGUGUGGAGACAUUACCUCGCUGAUAGGGGCAAAGCUGACAGGACAAUUGCUAUUCCAAAUACUUCUAGCAAUAUAUUUUCUGUUGAACGAUUCGUUUGUAUGUGGUCAAUACUAUUAUUAUGGCGUGUUGCAUGAAAAUAAACUGGCAACUAUUGGUCAUGAGCCUAAACCUCUUCUUCCUGAACUAGUUGAAAAUGGUGAGCUUUUAAGGGAGGAGGAAGACAUGAUACAAGGCGUGGAAAGCCCUAGAAGCAGUAGAAGGAGGUCUGCCAUUACGGCAGCCUUGGCCAUAGCUCAUACUAUAAGUACAGCUAGCGCGUACCCGCUAAAUGUAGGCUCCAUCCAACCACAAAUGGCGCCUCCUGGAGAUGAUAAAAAUAGCCAGCUGGGUACAGUUUUGUCUUGGAUUGGCGCUUCCUUCUACGUAGGUGCACGUAUUCCACAACUAAUCAAGAAUUACAAUAGAAAGUCCACAGACGGUUUGUCUCCCUUCCUCUUUGCUACAACUCUACUUUGCAAUAUCACGUAUAAUAUGAGUAUUUUCACAAGCUGUCAAUUUUUAACUAGUCAGAACAAAAGGGAAUUUAUCAUGAACGAGUUGCCCUUUAUCUUUGGAAGCGCUGGAACAAUUGCAUUUGAUUUGAUAUACUUCUAUCAAUACUACAUCCUUUAUGCAACUGAUAUGCAACUACGUGAACUGGAAAGAGAGCUAUACGGCCCUGAAGAAGACAAUGCGGAGCAACUAGUAACUGAACGCACAUCACUGUUGUCUGGUGAAACACAAGCGUAG
This is a messenger RNA of Saccharomyces paradoxus, 945 nucleotides long. RefSeq names its product Ypq2p (gene YPQ2). NCBI's taxonomy places the organism in Eukaryota, Fungi, Ascomycota, Saccharomycetes, Saccharomycetales, Saccharomycetaceae. The transcript has a single exon. The coding region runs from base 1 to 945 and encodes 314 amino acids. The record is from RefSeq and is a predicted model, not a curated record.